Bactrocera neohumeralis is the source of this 576-nucleotide messenger RNA. RefSeq lists its product as uncharacterized. The record is from RefSeq and is a predicted model, not a curated record. The coding region runs from base 1 to 576 and encodes 191 amino acids. The transcript has a single exon. NCBI's taxonomy places the organism in Eukaryota, Metazoa, Arthropoda, Insecta, Diptera, Tephritidae.
AUGACCACAAACGGCCCAACUCUGACCAUCGCUGACGCCGUCGAUGAAGCCCAGAGCACUGCAUCAAUUGUAGCUGUGUCCAGAUGCAAACUCCCACAGUUCUGGUCCAUCCAGCCUCGUUUGUGGUUUGUUCAGGUUGAAGCAGUGUUACAGGUGGCCCGUAUCACAAAUGACGCAUCACGUUACAAUCAAAUCGUUAGUGCCUUGGACCCUGAUGCAAUGUUACAGCUAGCGGACUUCCUGCAGAAUCCACCAGGGACCGACAAGUACGCGAAGCUAAAGGACGAGAUAUUGAAGCGGUUCUCAGAAUCCAGCGACCGCCAGCUUCACCGAGCGCUUACGGAGGUUCAACUCGAUGAUAAAAAACCUAGCCAGCUCCUGCGCCAGCUCAGAAUUCUCAUGGGCGACAGGGCCUCAGAGGACUUACUGCGUAUAAAAUGGUUGGCAUUGUUACCACCAUCAACCAGCCGGUGUUUCAAACUACUCAGAGAUGCCCCUCCAGAUGAGCUUGCUGAAGUUGCAGACGAGCUAAUGGAAAACCAGGCUGGCCAUUCCGUUAUGGCUACACAUCACUAG